GCGCACACGCAGAACGCGGUCAUCGUGUAAUAUGGUGAACGACAAUAACACCGGUUGACAGGUUGCGGACGGUUAUCAUCGCGAUAGGCAUUUUGUCGCAGUCCCGUGACUGAAAUCCUCUGUGGUAACGUCGAGGGAUACCGCCGCAUGAAUCUCCAUGAGCAUGGCAAGGCAGCUGCGAGAGACGCCAGAUCCUUCCCCGCGUGCGAGACUGUCGCGGCUCGAGAGUCCGUUGGUGAUUCCCGCCAAUUCAACACCAGAAACAUAUCGUAACAUGAAUGUGAGUACAUUGCAAAAUUGGCUGAACAGGCUGCCCGAUGGCUGGAAUUCGCCACAGAGCCCCGACGAACUCGUUAUUCAAAAGAGAGGUCGACGCAGGUCUAUAGUAUGGUCUCCUGACCUUGAUACCUACAAGCGACGCAGUCUGCUUAGCCUGAGUUCCAGAGACCGCACGCCGGUUAAAAGUCCAUCGACGUCAAAUGCAGUAUUGAAAGAUGCUGCUAGAAAGAGACUUUCUCUUAUCGAUACUCGCCAAUCUGGUUUCACUACCCCGGAGAGUAAGAAAACAUCAUUACCCUCUCGAAUGUCAUUAGACACCGCAAAUGCGCGAAUCAACAAUAACUUGGCGAAUAAUUUACGUGGUCUCAGUCAUGAGCAACUUGUGCAGUUGAUUAUGGAAUUGGUAUACGUGCAGGACAAUAGUACGUUACGUGAGAGUGAGAAACUUCGUAGUGUCCUUUCCAGGAAGAUGCCAGUUGCGGAUAUUCAACCAUUGAUAGAAAAAUUAAUUGUCCUGCGACAAAACGUUUAUGCCAGUCUCAUGUUUGUUUCCAAUUUGGCUGAUGAUUCCACGUACAGUCGAGCUUAUAUACAUCUCGAAAUGUUUCAGAAAACUCUAAUUGAUCAAGGAAGAACAUUGCAAGAGUCACAACACUGGAUUUCAUUGAUGCGCUAUGCACUAGAAGCAUGGAAAAUUACUAGAGAAUUGCCAGAAUGGGAGAAUCAGGGUUCUCACAAUAUCACACGAAAAUGCUUCAAGAAUCUGUCGCAGUUUUGUACUGAAGCAAUGAGAAGAGGGAAUUUCGAAACCUCGACUCUGGAAAUUUACAUUGAAAGUCUCAAAACUAUAGCCGCAGAAUGCGAAGAUUUUCAAAUGUGUCUACAGAUUGCGAAGGAAGGAAAGCAUGAGGCUUAAACCUUCUGUCUAUAAAAUAUUACAAGCAUGAUAAUUUUAUUUAAAUAUUUUUUUCUACGUAAGCGCAGGACAGCCAAAUAUUGACAUAUAUCGCAUACAGGAUGAUAUACGAAAAUUAACCUGUGAUAGAAAUAACCAGUGAUUUAAAAAAUAACCACUAUAGAUAUUUUGUUUGUAGAUUUAAAAAAAAAUGAAAUGGAUUUUAUCGUUUUUAUAUACAUAUAAUACAAAAUAUCCUUAAAUUAUCCUGUAUAUGCGUAUAUCGACGUAAACAUACGUAUGUUAUGUAUUUAUACAGUUAUAUUUAUAUUUGUUCAAUCAACGACUGCGCUUACGUAUACAGACACAGGGAUAAUAUAAAUAUGAAAUAUUAAUAUAUAUUAUUCACUUUUUGACGUUGGCUGAUGCAAAACAAGUUAUAGAUGUUUCGAUAAUUUCUUCAGAUUUUGUUUUAAGCCACAGAUCAUUUAUAUCAAGUGAAAAAAAUUAUUAUAACUUGUCGACAAUAGUUACAGCUUAAAAAAAAGACAAAAUAAGUACAAAUUAAAUUGUCUAAUUGGAACAUAUUUAUUAAAGGUUUGUAAUAAUAGAAGUAAGUGGAGAUUGCUAUUGAAGAAUUUGUUGAUACUCGAUAGAGAGAUAUCAAUCUUUUUUUUAAGGGAAUAGUUUUGUUAAUUGAUGUGUUUGUUAGAGUGUAAAUAAGAAUAACUUACUUGGAAUUAAACUUUGUUUGGAUAACUCGCACAAUAGUAUUAUAAGUUGAUUGUAAAAUUGUUCUUAUGUGCAUUUUUGCAUAUAUGUUAAACUUCCUUUUAUAUCAAUUAUGUUUCUUUCAUAUAAAACAACUUUACUUUGUAAAACAAAAAUGUAUAGUCUGAUGUAUAUAGCAUCAAAGGCAUUUUUAUGUUAAGCAGCGAAGCACUAUUUUAUGUUGUAUUGCACAGCAGUCUCUCUGUUUAUCACAAUUUAAUAUAUUUGAGAUAUUAAUCAUAUUGUAUCGCCGAAUAAUAUUUUUAUAUAUUGUAUUUUUUUAUACGACCAAUGUAAUUGUAAUUAAUGUUACUAUGUAUUUAUAAUGUAAUUUUAAUAUAUUUAUUAUAAAUCGUCUGAUAGGGAAAGGACUAACGCGAAGAUUGUAUUUUUUUUAUUAAAAACAAUUUAUUCGUCAUAA
This is a messenger RNA of Solenopsis invicta (red fire ant), 2366 nucleotides long. RefSeq lists its product as uncharacterized. Gene Ontology annotation, cellular component: nucleus. Lineage: Eukaryota; Metazoa; Arthropoda; Insecta; Hymenoptera; Formicidae. The transcript is spliced from 5 exons. The coding region runs from base 158 to 1195 and encodes 345 amino acids. The record is from RefSeq and is a predicted model, not a curated record. Gene Ontology annotation, biological process: proteasome localization; nuclear protein quality control by the ubiquitin-proteasome system.